AUGAGACUAAUUAUUCGCGACGAUGCUGCGGCCACCAGCAACUACGUAGCCAACUACAUUAUUGAUCGCAUCAACGCCUACAAGCCCACACCCCAGAACCCUUUUGUUCUCGGUCUGCCUACGGGCUCCAGCCCUCUGGGCGUCUACAAGGUCCUCGUAGCAAAGUACAAGGCUGGUGAGAUCUCAUUCGAAAAUGUCGUCACCUUCAAUAUGGACGAGUAUGUCGGCAUUCCUCGCGACCACUCCGAGUCGUACCACUCCUUCAUGUGGAAGAACUUCUUCUCCCACGUCAACGUCCACCCCAACAACGUCCACAUUCUCAACGGCAACGCUCCUAGCCUCGAGGCCGAAUGUGUCGCCUACGAGGACGCCAUCAAGCGUGUCGGCGGUAUCGACCUCUUCCUCGCCGGCAUCGGUGAGGACGGCCACAUUGCCUUCAACGAACCCGGCUCCAGCCUCGCCAGUCGCACCCGCGUCAAGACGCUCGCCUACGACACCAUCCUCGCCAACUCACGCUUCUUUGACAAUGACAUUGACAAGGUGCCUCGUAUGGCCCUAACCGUCGGCGUCCAGACCGUCCUCGAGGCCCGCGAGGUCGUCGUCAUCAUCCUCGGCCAGCGCAAGUCGCUCGCCCUCCAGCGAUGCAUCGAGCAGGGCGUGAACCAUAUGUGGACGCUCUCCAGCCUCCAGCUGCACCCGCACCCCAUGAUUGUCGCCGACGAGGACGCUACCCUCGAGCUCCAGGUCAAGACGGUCAGGUACUUCAAGAGCAUCGAAAAGGUCGCCCAAGAGGCCGGCUUCCAGCAGAUUCUCCCCUCCAAGGUCCGCACCGGCAACGGCCCCGUCCCUGAAACGCGCAUCGACACCGUCUCCUCUCCGACCAUCCUCGCGCCCCAGCCCACUACCUCGCAGCUCCUUCGCGCCACGCCCGCCACCGAGUACCCCCUCCGAUCCGUCUCUCCGGAGCUCAUUCCGGACCGUAUGGCCUCCCGCAUCCCGGAGCCGGCGCUCAACCAAAGAUUGACCCCUAAUCCGGACCAGCAGGCUGCCAAGCAGUCCAACGCAGUCAGGGCUUAG
Molecule: messenger RNA, 1077 nt
Organism: Beauveria bassiana ARSEF 2860
Lineage: Eukaryota; Fungi; Ascomycota; Sordariomycetes; Hypocreales; Cordycipitaceae
Product: glucosamine-6-phosphate isomerase
Exons: 3
Coding region: 1-1077 (358 amino acids)
Biological process (GO): carbohydrate metabolic process; N-acetylglucosamine catabolic process; N-acetylneuraminate catabolic process
Cellular component (GO): cytoplasm
Molecular function (GO): identical protein binding; glucosamine-6-phosphate deaminase activity
Source: RefSeq, a predicted model, not a curated record